Messenger RNA from Musa acuminata AAA Group (dessert banana), 1219 nucleotides. RefSeq names its product prefoldin subunit 2-like. Gene Ontology annotation, cellular component: prefoldin complex; cytoplasm. The record is from RefSeq and is a predicted model, not a curated record. Lineage: Eukaryota; Viridiplantae; Streptophyta; Magnoliopsida; Zingiberales; Musaceae. The transcript has 2 exons. Gene Ontology annotation, molecular function: protein folding chaperone. The coding region runs from base 567 to 1004 and encodes 145 amino acids. Gene Ontology annotation, biological process: protein folding.
UACCUGGACGGGGUCUAUGGGCGAUCAUGAAGGCUCAUGGCCUAGAUCAGUGACCUCCAUUGCACCGGGGAGGGGCGCUGGUCUACCAUCUCCCCAAGUGGGAGAGUGGACGUCAUAAUUUGUGUUAGAGGGGGAACGCGUUCGCGCGGCCCCCGCCAAUACUAUUCAAGUGUUCUGACGCAACUCGACAGAGUUCUGAAUUGGUUAGUGGUAAGUGAGAGCUCUUCCACCGGCCGUGUGGGAGACGACGGAGACGGAAAGGGGAGGCUGCUAUCACUCGAAGGGUGGUCGGAUCCGGAUGGAGUAACGGGUUAAUCCGCAGCCUUUCAUCCGCUUCUCCACGACCGUUGAUAAGACCAACUUUGCCUUUCGGAACCAAUCUAACGCAGACACGAAUCCUAAAGCACUGAUACUAAGAGUUGAACCCCUUCGUCGCUUUCCAUCCCACCCCCAAUCGCUCCGUCGCCGUCCCGCUCCCCACUCACCGUCUCCGCCCGCGGCCUCUCCCGGAAUCGGAUCGCGCUGCCCCAUCGUCGGCCUCCGCCUCUUCUUCCGUCCGAGGAACAAUGGCCAGCAAAUCUAGCAGUGAUAGUCGGGAGCCAGUGAAUGAGCAAAUUAUUUUAAACACAUAUGCAAACAUGCGGUCAGAAAUUAACCAGAUCUACUCAAAGAUCACUGAGCUAGAGAUGGAAGUCAGUGAACACUCUCUUGUAAUAGGUGCCAUACAACCACUUGAUCCAUCACGCCGCUGCUACCGGAUCGUUGGUGGUGUGCUGGUCGAGAGGACAAUCAAGGAAGUCGUGCCUGCUGUGCAGCGCAACAAGGAAGGUCUCGAGGAGGUCAUUGCUCGCCUCAACGAGGCACUGGAGAAUAAGAAGAAGGAGAUUUCAGAAUUUGAAUUGAAGUAUAAGAUCAAGAUAAAGAAAGCUGACAGCGAGACCAAGGAGGAUCCCAACCUAAAAGAAGGUUCUGCGCAGGGGGUUCUUGUAGGCCCUGCAAGCUAAUGGAAAGUGCUAGGAAAUCAAGUAUGGAUGUCCUUUUCAUGGCAUGCUAAAUCUGGUUUGUAUUUUCUAGGCAGAAGACAUGUUCCUGAGAAGUUUCUGUUGCAUACGAGUCCUGAUGAAUUGUCUGAUGAUAGUAAUGUAGUAAUUCAUGACUUGUGUUUGCUUCUGUGGAAGUAAACCGAUUAAUCUAUGCAUGAAUCUGUUUAAUCUAAGAA